Ananas comosus (pineapple) is the source of this 2503-nucleotide messenger RNA. Its product is annotated as glyoxysomal processing protease, glyoxysomal. The transcript has 14 exons. The record is from RefSeq and is a predicted model, not a curated record. NCBI's taxonomy places the organism in Eukaryota, Viridiplantae, Streptophyta, Magnoliopsida, Poales, Bromeliaceae. Bases 70 to 2244 code for a protein of 724 amino acids. Gene Ontology annotation, biological process: protein processing. Gene Ontology annotation, molecular function: serine-type endopeptidase activity. Gene Ontology annotation, cellular component: peroxisome.
AAGUUGUCUCUUUUGCGUUUUUCUCCGUCGUCUCCUUCAUCCUCUUGUCCCUCGUUCCUCCUCACACACAUGAUGGAGUCGCCCGAGAUCGCGCGUAUCGGCCGCGAAUUCGCCGCCAUGGUCCGAAUCCAAGGCCCCGAUCCCAAGAGCCUAAAGAUGCGGCGCCGCGCCUUCCACCUCCACCAGUCUGGGAUCACGACGCUUUCGGCUUCUGGGAUUUUGCUCCCGGCCGCUGUCUUCAAUGGCGUUCGUGGCGUUCACGGGCAUGCGGCGGAUGUAGUGGUGACGGCGGCCUCCCUCGUGGAGCCCUUCUUGGUUGCGGAGCAGCGGAACAACCCUAACCAGGAAUUUUCCCCCAAAUUGAUUCCUAAUGCUUGUAUUGAUGUUCUUCUAGAAGGUGAGGAGGCGAAUAGCAGCAAUGAAUCCAAUGCAAAUCCAUAUUGGCUUCCAUCUCAACUGUUGGCCUUGGUUGAUGUCCCUGCAUCUUCUGUUGCUCUUUCGUCAAUGGUAGGAGCACACAGUGGUUUACUUGAUGAUACGUCGUGGCAAGUGGGCUGGUCGUUUAACCACUUUAACAUCACCUCUCAUUCUUCAGUUAAUGAUAUUAGGAAACAGGUUGGAACUUAUAAUAGACCUUCACUUGAGUCUUAUAAGAAUUAUGUAUCUGAUGAGACAAGUCAUCCAUCACUUAUGGUCAAGUCCGUUACCAGACUUGCUAUUCUUGGAAUUUCAACUACAAAACGGAAGAAUGCGCUACAUAUUGACGUAUCACAAUGUCCACAGAGAGGAGAUCUUCUUCUAGUGAUAGGUUCACCAUUUGGUAUCCUAUCACCACUACAUUUCCUUAACAGCAUAUCUGUAGGUGCUGUGGGAAACAGCUGCCCUUCAAAUUCUCAUCAGAGCUCACUGCUGAUGGCUGAUAUCCGUUGCCUUCCUGGUAUGGAAGGAGGUCCUGUUUUUGAUAGACAUGCUUCUCUUGUGGGCAUGCUAACAAGUCCAUUGAGACAGAAAGGUAGCAAUGCAGAAAUUCAGCUUGUGAUCACAUGGGAUGCGAUUGCAUCUUCAUGGCAACUAAAGAAGGAAAAUCAAGGAGCCAGGGAAGAACUUGGUGAGCUAAAUAUUGAAAAUGGAAGGACCGAAUUAUUACCUCACUGUGAAACCGACAAGAGGUCUGUGUUCCAUGCACCAAAAGAUCGUGAUUUUCACUGUCUAUCACCUUCUUCAUGGAAAAUGGCUAUCUCUUCAGUUGCUCUUAUCACAGUGGGUGAUGGGGCUUGGGCUUCGGGGAUUGUUCUCAAUAACCGUGGUCUGGUUCUCACUAAUGCUCACCUUUUGGAACCUUGGAGAUUUGGAAGAAAUUCACUUGGUCCAACAAAUAAAUCUCAUAAUGUGAGUUCACAUGGAGAGGAACAUUCUUCUAAAGAUGGUUUCGAAUUUAUGGUUCCAUCUAUAAUGGAAGGUUCAAUUCCUUUUGGGGAUAGUAAGCAUCAGUCAUCAUUACAAAAUUCAGGUUACAAAAGCUAUGGGAAAAUUUUAGUUCGUUUAGAUUAUACAGAGAGCCAUGUAUGGUCCGAUGCUGGUGUGGUUUAUGUCUCCAAGGGACCACUUGAUGUCGCAUUGCUGCAAUUAGAAACUUUGCCGAGUCAACUGUUUGCCAUUAAACCCAAGUUUGCGUGCCCAUCUGCAGCUGAACCUGUGCAUGUUAUUGGGCACGGCCUUCUCGGGCCUCGACCAGGCUUUGGCUCAUCCAUCUCUCGUGGAGUUGUGUCAAAUGUUGUUAGGAUAUUGAGACCCCUCCACACUGAUAAAUUUAGCACAAGCUAUGGUGGGAAUAAAAAUAUACCAGUAAUGCUGCAAACAACGGCAGCUGUUCAUCCAGGAGCAAGUGGUGGUGCUGUUGUCAAUUCAGAGGGCCUUAUGGUCGGACUGGUUACAAGCAAUGCUAGGCAUGGUGGUGGUAGCACCAUACCGCAUAUGAACUUCAGCAUUCCUUGUGCGGCUUUGGAACCUGUCUUCAGAUUCUCAGAGGAAGGGGAUAUGUCGUUGCUGCGAGCUUUGGACAAACCUGAUGAACUCCUUACCUCAGUGUGGGCACUAGCUUCAUCACCAUCUCCAUCACCAAAAUCUCUGCUAGAAAAGAAUAAGAGAGAAGGAAAAGGCUCGCGUUUCUCAAAGUUCCUUUCUGAGCAGAAUUCAGAGAACCUCGAAAAGCUCAUUCAAGGGAAGAUCAAUAGCAAAAUUUGAUUGGAAAAUAUAAAGAUAUUUAAAGAAAAAGAAGAAGAAAAGUGAAGAAUAACGAGGUAGAUGAAUUGAUGAUGAUAUAGUUUGCAGAUUGAAUAAAUAUUGAAACAUUUAAACUGGAUAAAUUAUCUCACCUAGCUUAGGUGAGCGUAGUCUCAAUGUUGUAAUACAUGAUUUGGUGUAUUCGAAUUGAUUCAGUGUAAGAAGCAUAUGGUUGGAUACGAUGUAUAUGAUCUGUAACAGUAGAUUGUUUCUCUGACAA